ACAGAUAUGUAUAUAUAUAUAUAGAGGGCUUCGCAAACUCUCAAAUACAGAAUCAAGGAGGUUCUACUUUUCAAUGCCAUUGAUAUAUUUCCGUUGAUCUCGGAUUAUUCAAUGAACUUUUACAAAUCGAUAAUAAAUUUAUCUUCAAUCAGCGCAUAAACAACACAUUUGUCAGCAGGAACCUGAAAAUCCAGGCGCAUGUACUACCUAUCAAUCUACACCCCGACUCCAGAUCCAACUCGGUAUGUUAAUAUUGAAAGCCUCGCCCCGAAUUAUGAUGAGUAGACAUGGCGCUGACAAAAAUUUAGAAAUGAAGAAAACAGCAGAUGUAAGCGAUCUAUGGAUACAGCAUCAGCGCCGAAAUACGAAGACAACUCAGUCUUGGGCAUGCAAAUUAUGCCUGGAGCGCAAGAUAUGCCUUUCCGAAACCGACUUGUGGAACCAUGCAGAAAAGGACCAUCGGGAUAAAAUCCCAACUGAUCAAGACGAACUUAAACGAUUCCGCAAAUCUUACGAGAUUGAGAGCGCAUUGAAGAGGUUAGUCUGAUCCGCUGACAAUUGCAUCUGUGGGGGCAAGAUAUGCAAGGCUGUUGCUAUAUUUCCAGGAAAAGUAAGGCUGACUGAGAGCACAAAGAACGACAAAAGAUGAUUCACAACCCCAGAAACCUUCAAAUAAUGAGGCCGCCACAGCUAGCUCAACCACUCCAACUUUACAAUUACAAUCUAAGCGACCGCUCAACUCUACCCAACCUAGUCGAUCGCUUUCUGGCCUUCAGGCACUGAACUUAGGACCAAAUGAAGGCAACACUAUGGAGGAUGAAGAAACCACAGUGGAUAAGCCGCGCAAGAGGGCUGCCGUCGGAGAUGGCAUAUCAGCAGGUUCAGUAUCACCAUUCCGCGAAGAAUCAGAAUCACCUCCGCCGCGAAGAUCUCUAGCUCGUCCAACUUCUGGACAAAUUCCUGUAUCGGAUACCGAAACUCGGCGACAGGCUACAAAGGGACAACUGUGGACUCCUGAUCAAGACUCGCCAUUUACAAGAUCAUCCUUCGAUCCCUCCAACAUUGCUUCCACACAAGCCUCAAAAUCUCGAGCUCAGAUGUUUAAACCAGCUAAUCGCAGACCUAUGAAAACAUCUGCACCUCAGACUUCCAUUCGACCAGCACUGCAUGCAAAUCAACCUCAGCAGCAACACCAUCAUACGCAGGCCAACACACCGUCUGUAAUCUUACCCAAUAGGAUAGCCUCAGAAACUGAAUCAAGAUCCCAAAGUGAAGAGUACAGCAUUAUUCUGCAGCCCGAGACAAGGCCGAUCUCUCAAAAUCAACUCGUAGCAGAGGUCAAAGGCAUAUAUGCUGGUCUUGUAAUGGUUGAAGCCAAGUGUAUUGAAGUUGAUAAUAAGCAAGCUACACUUACACAAGGUAAUCCCCCCGUCCAACCGAAGCUCAACAACGAACAAUGGCAAGCUCUUAUCGCUUUGCACCGUACUUUACUCCACGAGCAUCACGACUUCUUUUUAGCUUCCCAGCAUCCAUCGGCUAGCCCUGCUCUACGUCGCUUAGCAUCAAAGUAUGCUAUGCCUGCUAGAAUGUGGCGUCAUGGUAUUCAUUCCUUUCUGGAACUUCUCAGACACCGACUCCCUGCCUCACUUGACCAUAUGCUUGCAUUCAUAUACUUGGCAUACUCGAUGAUGGCUUUGUUGUAUGAGACUGUGCCCGCUUUCGAAGAUACUUGGAUUGAGUGCUUGGGAGAUCUAGGACGAUAUAGAAUGGCUAUUGAAGAUGACGAUAUCAGGGACAGAGAGGUCUGGACUGGGGUAGCACGUCAUUGGUAUUCGAAGGCUUCCGAUAAAGCCCCUACAACCGGUAGGCUGUAUCAUCACCUUGCUAUUCUAGCACGCCCAAAUGCUCUCCAACAACUGUAUUACUAUGCAAAAUCGUUGUGUGUUGUAGUGCCCUUUACAUCUGCACGAGAAUCGAUACUUACACUUUUCGAUCCUAUCCUCAAUGCUGAAAAUGGGCAAGGUCAGUAUCGAUUGCCGCCUUUGGAUACUGCAUUUAUCCGAGCUCAUGGGCAUUUGUUUACAAACAGAACCAUGGAAAGGUUUGAACCUGCGGUCCAAGAGUUUCUUGCACUACUUGACAGCCAAAUCGGGCGAGUAACGAAAAAGUUCAUGGAUCAAGGCUGUCAAAUUGCCAUCUCCAAUAGUGUUGCAAUGCUUGGAUUUGCGUCCAAAGAAAAUCCUCUUAUGAAAGCUAUCGCGCCUUCUUCAGAAGAAAAAGCAGCUGACGUUGACAUGGAUGAAGCUCUGGACGAAUCUUCUCCCUCCAUGACGACAUUCAAACAUGCGCAGAACCUUAGCAAUGCUGCAUUGGAGAUCGUAUUGCAAAGAAUAGGCGAUCCAAAUGUUCUUCCUUUUAUCCACGUCUCCCUCGUUUUCAUGUUCCGUAUGUCUCAUUUUUCAGGCGCGAUGGAGCUUUUGGCACCAGCGUUCCCGUGGCAAUCUCUGGCUAUUAUGCUCAAUACGUUACUUAAGCCCUACAAGUCUCUAAGCCGCAUUGGAGAUAACAAUUUUCCACUGCCAGAGAAAGAUGAUGUCCGCCCCUUUCCAGAAGACUUUGGAAUGCGCGGGUUACUAUGGGCAGAAAAAUACUUCCCUGAAAAAUGGUUUCUCAACGAGAAGACCGAUGGAGAAGAGAAAUACCGCGAGCUUCCGUCUAUGCUCGAGCAACGAAAGGAACGCAUAUUAUGGCUAGCUUGUCGCAUUGCUGAUGCCGGCCCAUGGAUCAACUUCAAUGUUUCCAAGCCAGAAUUUUCUGUUCAGAGUAGUGAUGCAGAGUUGGAGUUCGUGGAGUCGCAGUCGGCGACCUUCGCUUCGGCGAGUACUAAUGAUGCUAAUAGAACUUGGCCAUCCGUAAAACCUUAUACUGAUGCUGAAGAAGACCUGACAUCGCUUACGAUGCUUGCGGCACAAACGUUCUCUCAUGAAUAAGAGCAUGGAGGAGCUCCAUCACUGCAAAACACCAUCACAAUUCAAGUACUUUACAAUGCUAGGAGAAAGCGAUCUAAGAAUGAUAAAUGGAACUCUAUCAAAUUGAUGGUAUGUGCCAUAGUAACCUCAUAGUAGCAUUGUACCUGAUGAAAUGUGUAGAUUUCAUCGCGCAAAGCAGUUCAACAUCCUUCGUGAAAUGGGGAAAAUUUUCAAUGCCUGGAGAUGGCCUUGGCGGACAACUUUUACGUCUUCUAUGGACAAUAACAACGAUACAAACGUUUAGGCAACCUAAUAACAUGUGGUCUUUCCUUUGAUGAUUGGAUGGGAAAUUGGCUUUCAUAAUGGUUCCAAGUUUGAGCAUGCUGGCAGGAUCAAAUCCUGCCCUCUCAUAGCCAUACGUUUUUCAUUUAUCAUUCAUCUUUUCCAUUUUCGAUUCUCUUUUUUAUCCUCGGCUGUCGAGGCUGAGAUAUUUUUACUUCAAUUGUAAUGCAGCCAUGAGAAUCAUGAUUGAUGAAUUUUACGCAUGUGUU
Messenger RNA from Sclerotinia trifoliorum, 3520 nucleotides. NCBI's taxonomy places the organism in Eukaryota, Fungi, Ascomycota, Leotiomycetes, Helotiales, Sclerotiniaceae. The record is from the annotation of a GenBank genome assembly.